AGGAAAGACAACAAUACCAAUGUUUUUUCAGCUUAUUUUUCUCAAUUGUAGUAUUUAUAUUUAUAUCAUUGGUAUACUAAAGAAACUUGACUCCCUGUCAGACAGGUUUCAACAUAGAAGAGAUUCUAAGAAAGUACAUUAGGUAUGCUUUGAAUGAAAAACCUUUCAACCUUGACUUGGUUGUGAACCUUAUACAUCUAAGAAAAUCAUCAAUGUUGGAAGAUGCUCAAGUUGCAGAAAUAUUGAAUGAGGUUUCAAGGCGAAUUGUCAAAGAGAAAGGUAUAACAUUCCCUUAGCCAAUUUGUAUCUAUUCAUUUCUAUUCCAAGUAUGCAUCUUUUAGGUAACUAGUUUAAGUGAUAAUGGGCUCCAAGUUCAAGUGCCAAGUCUCUUUAUUAAGGUCAUGGUUCAAGUUGCAGAAAUAUUGAAUGAGGUUUCAAGGCGAAUUGUCAAAGAGAAAGGUAUAACAUUCCCUUAGCCAAUUUGUAUCUAUUCAUUUCUAUUCCAAGUAUGCAUCUUUUAGGUAACUAGUUUAAGUGAUAAUGGGCUCCAAGUUCAAGUGCCAAGUCUCUUUAUUAAGGUCAUGGUUCAAGUUGCAGAAAUAUUGAAUGAGGUUUCAAGGCGAAUUGUCAAAGAGAAAGGUUAUUCAUAAAAAGCAAAAAAAAAUGAACGAUGCAUUAUAAAUAUCAUCACAGACUGUCUCACAAGGGUUACAUCGGGUUAGAGGCUGAAUUGAGGGAGAAAAAAUUAAUUGCUGAAAAUGAGGAAGUUGAUAGAUCGAUAUUUUGGCGUAAAGCCCGCGAGGACAAAUCUAGAAACAUAAUAUGCGGCGUGGGUGAAGAAGGCAGUAAAUUGUCACAAUAUAUUGCUACUCAGUUGAGAGCAUCGAACAGAGAUAGCAUCUACUUCAUCCCAUAUAACACUGGGUACCAUUGGAUCUUGACUAUAAUUAAUGAAGAUAAGAAUAUGAUAUAUUUAUUGGACUCUUUAAGUAACAGGAACCAAGACUAUGGUUGGUAAACUAUUGUGACCAAGUAGUAGAUUAUACUCAUUUUGAAUGUAUUCAAUUCAUUAUAGGUUGUAAAAAUAAUUUUCUAUUAUUUACAAUGUAGUGGGGUCAAGAUAUAUAAU
Messenger RNA from Zingiber officinale, 1129 nucleotides. RefSeq lists its product as uncharacterized. The coding region runs from base 671 to 1018 and encodes 115 amino acids. NCBI's taxonomy places the organism in Eukaryota, Viridiplantae, Streptophyta, Magnoliopsida, Zingiberales, Zingiberaceae. Gene Ontology annotation, biological process: proteolysis. The record is from RefSeq and is a predicted model, not a curated record. Gene Ontology annotation, molecular function: cysteine-type peptidase activity. The transcript is spliced from 4 exons.